GCGGGCGUCCUGGUAAACGACGGCAGCCCCCCCUCAAGGGUACCAUUUGAAACCAUCGCACCUCAGCUUGACACGUUGUUUGGCGGGCGACACCGGCUGUGAGAACAACCCUCAACUCCUGCUGUAUAACCUUUAGUUCCUUCAAACAUCAUGCCGCCCAAGAAUUCAAAGCGGAAUGUGGAGGGGGGUGAAGCCUCUUCUGGUGAGGAAGGGGGGGGAGCUUCUUCCCCAAAGCGUAAAAGGUUCAUUUCAGCAGAAAAGGAUAGAAAAUAUGAAUCUGAAGACUCAAUGGAGGACACAAAAGACUCUAACGAUUGGGGAGGUGAGAGUGAGCGAGAUGGUGGAUGGGACCGGUACUCAGAGGACUCGGGGAGCCGCGACCGCUACUCCAGCCGCUCCAGCAGCAAGCCUGGAGACUGGGAUUGCCCAAGUUGCCAGUUCUCCAAUUUUGCUUCUCGCACUGCAUGUUUCAAAUGCAGGACCCCUAAAGACGGGGACUCUUUUGGAUCUGGAGGACGUGUUGGUGGUGGAGGGAUGCGUGACAUGCGCCCUGGAGACUGGUCAUGCCAGAAGUGCCAGUUCCAUAACUUCUCAUCACGUGGCAUGUGCUACAAGUGCAACUCGCCCCGAGGGGGUGGUGGCGGUGGUGACCGUUACUCUAGCCCUCGUGGUGGUGGUGGUGGUGGUGGCGGCAGGCCUGGGGAAUGGGAAUGCCCUGGUUGCCAGUUUUCCAACUUCUCGCACCGCGAUUUCUGCUUCAAAUGCAGGACCCCUAGAGAAGGUGGACGCUCUGGUGGCGGCGGUGGUGGUGGCGGUGGUGGUGGCGGCGGCGGUGGUGGUGGAGGAAUGGAUGGCGGUAGAGUUACUAUGCGUGCUGGAGACUGGGAGUGCCAACAGUGCCAGUUCCAUAACUUCGCUUCACGUGAUCAGUGCUUCAAGUGCUCUUCCCCAAAAUGAUGUGCGCUGUAGCCCACCUUCAAGAGAACACCCUGGACCAAGACGAAGAACUUGUUAUGGAGGCAGCGGGAAUACCACUCGGGAUAUUUAUUUCAAGUGUUGAAGAAUAAUUAUGGAUUACUAUA
Messenger RNA from Homarus americanus (American lobster), 1082 nucleotides. Its product is annotated as RNA-binding protein cabeza-like. NCBI's taxonomy places the organism in Eukaryota, Metazoa, Arthropoda, Malacostraca, Decapoda, Nephropidae. The transcript is spliced from 8 exons. The record is from RefSeq and is a predicted model, not a curated record. The coding region runs from base 151 to 957 and encodes 268 amino acids.